Molecule: messenger RNA, 714 nt
Organism: Capsicum annuum
Lineage: Eukaryota; Viridiplantae; Streptophyta; Magnoliopsida; Solanales; Solanaceae
Exons: 2
Coding region: 1-714 (237 amino acids)
Source: RefSeq, a predicted model, not a curated record
AUGACGGUUGACCCUCCUAGCAAACCCCUAUUUAGCGAAACAGUAAAGAAGAAUUUCUCCCUAUCCCCUAAUCCUUCCUCACAAUCAGAUCCUUCUCCUCUUGAGGGUGAGGAUCUAUCGAGCCCAAUCAUCUUUAUUGCGGAAGCGAAGCAGCGAACCUAUUCUCAAUGGAAAUUCUCGGUAAUUGUCAAGCUUUUGGGGAAAAAGUUACAUCACCAAUACUUCAAAAAGAAGCUUAUUGAGUUAUGGAAAUUGAAAGAAGUUUUCCCCUUAAUUGACAUUUCACAGUCAAAUUUAAAGAACAAGAAUCACAGAAGAGGGUCAUGCAGGAGGGGCCUUGGUUUGUCGCUGGAGACUACCUCUCAGGUAGCUCACAGUCUGGGCAGACUCCUCAAAGUCGAUGCCUGUACCUCAUCCACUCUCAGAGCAUGCUAUGCACGUCUCUGUGUUCAAGUUCCACUGGAUACUCCUGUAAAAUCCUCAGUACUGAUAGACAGUCAUGCGCAAUCAAUACAUUACGAGGGGGAAAGUUUUCUCUGUAAACACUGUGACUGUUUGGGACAUACUGUGAAAAAUUGCCCCAAGGCGAUCCCCAAUUCAUCGGACUCCCUUCUAGAAGUCAAUAUUAAGACCAGCCCAAAUGGAGAAGAAUGGACAACGGUCAAUUUCAACCACCGGAAGAAGAACCGCCAAUCCUUUGGGACAAGGAGGUAA